AUGUGCUCUCUCAGUGCAGCCAAUGCCAAGUUCUGUCUGUACUUUUUCAGAGAGCUGAGCAAAAGAAAAAGAAAUGAAAACAUCUUCUUCUCCCCACUAAGUCUCUCAGCUGCCUUUGGGAUGGUUGUCCUCGGAGCCAGGGGCAACACACUCGAACAGAUUGAGAAGCAAUACUUGGAUUCCACAAAGAAAUUCUAUCGAUCAGAACUGGAACCAGUCAAUUUUAAAUACACUGAAGAAGAAGUCACAGAUAAAAUUAACAUUUGGGUGGAAAAUGAGACAAAAGGUAAAAUCAAAGACCUAUUUUCUGCUGGGUUUAUCGAUCCCUCUACUGUACUUGUCCUGGUCAGUGCUAUAUAUUUUAAAGGAAAGUGGGCAGUAGAAUUUAAGAAAGAAGACACUAAGGAAACAUAUUUCUAUCUGAACAAGAAUGAGAGAAGGACAGUGCAGAUGAUGUUUCAAGAAGGUUAUUUUAACAUGGCCAUCAUAGAGGAACUCAAAAUGAAAGUGAUAGAGCUCCUAUAUUUUGAUAACGAAAUGAGCAUGUUCAUUCUUCUUCCUGAAGUUGUCUGUGAGGAUUUUACUGGCCUGGAACAGCUUGAACACACCCUGACGUAUGAAAAGCUAGCAGAAUGGACCAACUCGGAUAGGAUGGAACAGCUGAAAGUGAAGGUGUACCUGCCUCAGUUCAAGAUGGAGGAAAGUUAUGUUCUCAACAAAAUUCUCCAGGAGAUGGGAGCAAUAAAUGUUUUUGACUGGGGAAAAGCUGAUUUGUCAGGAAUCUCUAAGAAAGAUGGUUUGGUUGUGUCCAAAGUCAUCCAGAAAUCAUUUGUGGAAGUCAACGAAGAGGGCACUGAAGCAGCUGGUGCCAUGGGGCUUGUUGCAGUGCCUCUGUGUCGCCCAAUUUCUUAUGAGUUCAAAGCUGACCAUCCAUUCCUCUUCUUCAUCAGACACAACUCAACCAACACCAUUCUCUUCUUUGGAAGGUAUUCCUCUCCUUAA
Molecule: messenger RNA, 1002 nt
Organism: Nestor notabilis (Kea)
Lineage: Eukaryota; Metazoa; Chordata; Aves; Psittaciformes; Psittacidae
Product: serpin B12-like
Exons: 5
Coding region: 1-1002 (333 amino acids)
Biological process (GO): negative regulation of endopeptidase activity
Molecular function (GO): serine-type endopeptidase inhibitor activity
Source: RefSeq, a predicted model, not a curated record